AGGCCUGCUCUCCUUUGCACCUGUGCUCUGUUCAUGUCUGGAAACUUCGUCCUCCAAAGCAGCACGAGAUUCCUUCAGAUCCUCAGCCCGUGCCCCGGCCGCCUGGGAGGGGAUUUCCAACCCUGAGCUUUAUUUUUAGCUUGCUGUGGCCUGGGCCAAAGGGGCUGGCAGAGCCGCAAAGCUGGGGGAUUGGGUGUCGAGAAGCUGGCCAAAGGCAAAGGUGAGGGGGCAGGGCUGAGCCCCAGUCACUGGAAGCACCUCAGGGUGUCCGUCUAGGCUUCCCCACCCGAUGGCCUUUGGGGACUGGCAGAGGGCAAGGGUCCCUUGGCUCUGGUUUGCUGGAAGCAGGGUACCAGGUUCCAGGGUUCCACUCUGCAGUGGGAGUGCAGAGCAAGGUGACCUCUCCACGGGGCAAGUUCCUAAACACGUCCACACAUCAGAAUCACCCGGGGAGCUUCCAAAGGUACUGAUGACUGUGUCCACCCCAGAGACUGUGCUUUAAUUGGUCUGAAGUGUGGCCAAUUUUUUAACAGAUCCCAAGUGAUUCUAAUGUGCAGACAAGUUGGGAAGCGCUGGCCUAGAGUGUCCUGGGAAAGGCCUUUUGGGGGUUCCGGAAUGUGUUGGGCGGGAACCUUCUAGUCGAGUUCUCACCAGCCACCAGCCACUUCCUGUGGGUGCUGGGCUCAAACCGCCAGGACUGAGCAGGGGAGAGGCCAGGCCACCGACUCAGUGCCUGCUGCUGGGCCAGGCUGCGGCCGGCGAGGGGCCACCCCAGUGCCCUAAGAGGAUGCGUCAGAAAAUCCCAGGAGCCCUUUGGUGGACUCAGAGCAGGAAGAAGGCUGGGCUGAAGCAGGCUUGGGCUGCUCUGGCUCUCUGGAGCCUUCCCGAGAGGGCUGAGAAGCAAAGAGGUAUUUGUUCGACUCCCGGCUCUCUAACUCUCAAGCUGGUGGCCUGGGGGGUCCCUCCCUACUUGGAGCCUCAGUUUCCUCAUCUGUGGAGCAGGUGUGGGGCUAGCCCCCUCCCGGAGAGCUGACAGGCAAUGACUGCGAAUGUGCUUUUGAAGCCCUGCAGGGUCCUGUCAGAGUGAGGGGGCAAUGAAGAUAAUGGUUUUUCAAAGGGAACAGUCACCACCAGGUCCCCAUUGCUCCAGAAUUGUGCGGUAGCAGGGACACCUCUUGCCUGCUCAGCAAGUCCUUGUGGCUGAGGGAAGAAACGGCUCCUAUUCCACAGAGCGUGUUCUGAAGAGGCUCCCCAUGGGGCUCCGUGAAAGGCUGGUGAUUCCUGGGGUAGGGCCACGUCAGCCUCCCCAGCGAGGACUCUCUGAGCCAAUUCUGGCCCUGCCUUUGCUUCCUUGCCGGGAGCGCCAGCAAGGCCCCUCCCUCUCAGGGCCUCAGCUUCCCCAUCUGUAAAAUGGGGCUGGCGUGGACCCCAUGGCCAGGGCUCCUCGGCUCUGUCGCCUCAGCGGCCAGGCUCAGCGUCCUCUGCAGCCACCGCCCCGGGAUCAUCGACCCUCAGGAGAGGGCAGAGGCCCUGGGUUUCCCAUGGCCGCCACUGCAGGGCCUGGUGUGGAGGAUUCAGAGUGGCCGUGAGGGCGUCUGCGGGCACUGGUCCUCCCCGGGGACUGGCCUGUCCACCUGUCCACGGACUUGAGCAGCUCUUCUCUUUGUCUUCCUUUAAGAGGCUUGCACUAUGGAAACAACCUGCAAAUCCAGCUCAGGAUGCAAGACUCAGCCCAGGCGCCAGUGAGCCCCGCUCAUUGGGGGCCCUAGAACAUCUAUCAUGAACCAGGAAACCAGGGCCGGCUCCUCAUGGACCCCGUUAGUGUCCAGCUGGGCACCACGAACCUGUGGGGCUGGCUCGUGAGGCUGCUCAGCAGUGACCCAGAAUGGCUGAGUGGCAAGGUGAAGUUCUUCCUCCCCAACAUGGACCCAAGCUCCGGGGACGAGGCCUCGGACCCGGCACAGAGAGUCACCCUACAACUCACCAAGCUCUACGCCCAAGGUCUGGCCACCUGGCAGGCGUUCAUCCACUGUGUGUGCAUGGAGCAGGACGUGCCGCUGGACCUGGAGGUGCUGCUGCUGAGCACCUGGGGCCAUGGAGACGGGUUCCCCAGCAAGCUUGGAACCGGUGAGGACAGCCAACCUGAAUCUCAGCUGCACCCUGGCCUCAAGCGGCCUCAUCAGAGCUGCGGAGCCUCACCCCUCAGGAAGCAGGGCAGGAAGCAGCAGCAAGGUGGAUACCAAGAGUUGGCUGCGAAGUACCUGCGGCAACUGAGGAAGUCUGCCCAGCAGCGCUAUGGCGGUGGGCCUCCCGGGCCAGGGCAGCCCCCCUCCUUCCACCAGGCCUAUGUCCCCCCGAUCCUGCAGAGGUGCCGAGCCACAGCACCCUUGGACACUCAGGAGGAAAUCAUGACGGGGGACCCCAAGGCAGAAGAUGGCACUGACGUGAGCAUCCGGGACCUCUUCAACACGAGGGCCAGCAAGGGUCCGAGGGUGACCAUGCUUCUGGGGAAGGCGGGCAUGGGCAAGACCACCCUAGCGCACCGGCUCUGCCAGAAGUGGGCUGACGGCCAGCUGGACCACUUCCAGGCCCUGUUCUUAUUUGAAUUCCGCCAGCUCAACCUGAUCACAAGUGCCCUGACGCUGCCCCAGCUCCUCUUUGAUUUCUACCUGAGCCCUGAGUCAGGCCCCGACGUCGUCUUCCAGUAUCUGGAGGGGAACGCAGACCGUGUCCUGCUUAUCUUUGAUGGGCUGGAUGAGGCCCUCCAACCCUGUUCCAGUGGGGACACCCCAGGGUCAGCCUUCACCCUCUUCUCCGGCCUCUGCAGUGGGACCCUCCUGCCCGGCUGCUGGGUGAUGGCCACCUCCCGCCCAGGGAAGCUGCCCACCUGCCUGCCCACAGAGGCAGCCACGUUCCACAUGUGGGGCUUUGACAGGCCACGGGUAGAGGAGUACGUGGGCCGCUUCUUCAGCGACCAUCCAUGGCAAGAGGCGGCCCUGGCAGAGCUGCGGGCUGACGGGCAUCUCCAGAGCAUGUGUGCAGUGCCAGCCCUGUGCCAAGUCACCUGCCUCUGCCUCCGCCAUCUGCUCCCUGGCCACUCCCCGGGCCAGUCUGCAGCCCUGCUGCCCACCGUCACGCAGCUCUACAUACAGAUGGUCCUCGCCCUUAGCUCUGAUGGGGCCCUGCAAGCCCCGUCCUUGCUGGGCCUCGGAGAGGUGGCCCUGAUGGGCCUGGAGACGGGAAAGGCCAUCUUCUAUGCAGGAGACAUCCCUCCAGCCCUGAUGGCCUUCGGGGCUGCCCACAGCUUGCUGACCUCCUUCUGCAUCUGCACAGGCCCUGGGCACCAGGAGACUGGCUAUGCCUUUGCCCACCUCAGCCUGCAGGAGUUCUUUGCUGCCCUGAAGCUGGUGACCAGCUCCGAAGUGCACAAAGAGGCACUUGCCCGCCAUGUCACCCUUAAUUCCCACUGGGUGCUGCGGACCAAGGCUAAGCUGGGCCUCCUAGACCACCUGCCCACGUUCCUGGCAGGCCUGGCGUCCUGCCCCUGCCUCCCCUUCCUCAGCCACCUGGCCCAGCAGGAUGAGGCCUGGGUGGGCAGCAGGCAGGCGGCCAUCGUACAGGCAUUGAGGAAGUUGGCUGCCCGCAAGCUCACAGCGCCCAAGCUUGUGGCUCUGUGGCACUGUGUAGGGGAGACCCAGGAGCCAGGGCUGGCCCACCUCGCUGCCCAAAGCCUCCCCUACCAACUUCCUUUCCACAAUUUCCCGCUGACCUAUGCCAACCUGGCUGCCCUGGCCAACAUCCUGAGGCACAGGGACACCCCCAUCCACCUGGAUUUUGAGGGCUGCCCCCUGGAUCCCCACUGCCCCGAGGCCCUGGCAGGCUGCAGGCAGAUAGAGAACCUCAGCUUUAAGAGCAGGAAGUGCAGGGAUGCCUUCGCAGAAGCCCUCUCCAGGAGCUUGCCGACAAUGGGGAGCCUGCAGAAGCUGGGGUUAACAGGAAGUAAAAUCACCAGCCAAGGCAUCAACCACCUGGUUCAGGCCCUGCCCCUCUGCCCACGGCUGGAAGAGAUCAGUUUGCAGAACAACCAGCUUAAGGACCAGGAGGUGCUGAACAUCGUGGAGGUACUCCCUUGUCUGUCACGGCUCCGGAAGCUUGACCUGAGCCACAACAGCGUUUCCGUGUCGACCCUACUCUGCUUGGCAAAGGUGGCAGUCACAUGCCCUUCCGUCAGGGUGCUGCAGGCCAGGCAGGCGGAACUCAUCUUCCUUCUCUCUCCGCCCACAGAGGCAGCCGCAGAGCUUCUAAGAGCCCCAGACCUACAGGGAAAUACCAUCCAGAAUGAAGAAGCUCUCACCAGAAGCCUGACACUCAGGUUCCAGAAGUGUGAGCUCCAGGUCCAUGAUGCAGAGGUGCUCGCAACCCUGCUCCAGGAAGGCCCCCACCUGGAAGAAGUGGACCUUUCAGGGAACCAGUUAGGAGACGAAGGCUGUCAACGGAUGGCCAGGACUGCAGCCCAGCUGCACAUCUCUAGGAAGCUGGACCUCAGCGACAAUGGGCUCACCGAGGCUGGGGUGUGCUGUGUGCUGAGUGCAGCGAGCCUGAGCCGCACGCUGGCAGAACUGCACGUCAGCCUGCUGCACAGAACCGUGGUCCUCACAUUUGCACAGGAGCUGGAGAAGCAGGAGGGGACCCAGAAGAGGGCUGCCUUUCUUGACAGCCUCGUGCCUCAGAUGCCCUCUGAGCUGCCUCGGAGUUCCAGAACAAUAAGGCUGACACACUGCGGUUUCCAAGCCAAGCACCUAGAGCAGCUCUGCAAGGCGCUGGGAGGAAGCUGUCACCUUGGUCAGCUCGGUCACCUCGACUUGUCGUACAAUGCCCUGGGGGACCAAGGUGCUGCCCUGUUGGCUCAGCUGCUGCCAGGGCUGGGCAACCUGCAGUCGUUGAACCUCAGUGAGAAUGUCUUCUCCCUGGACGCUGUGUUCAGUUUGGCCCAGUCCUUCUCUACUCUGGAGUGGAUUCUCCACCUGGACAUCAGCUUAGCGAGCCAGUGCGUCCUUCUGAGAGGUGACAAAAGAGACAGGGAUGCCUUGGCUGAUGGAUCUUUGCCAGAGUUCCCCACUGCAGCCCAGUUCUUGGGGUUUGGUCAGCGCUGCGUCCCCAGGAGCUUUCACCUCCAGGAGUGUCAGCUGGAGCCCCAGAGCCUCAGCCACCUCUGCCAGACCCUGGAGAAGUGCCCGGGGCCACUGGAAGUCCAAUUGUCCUGUGAGGUCCUGAGUGACAAAAGCCUGGAGACCCUUCUGCUCUGCUUACCCCGGCUGCCCCAGCUAAGCCUGCUACGGCUGAACCAGACCCAACUGUCUCCGAGGAGCCCCUUCCUGCUGGCUGACAUCUUCAGCCUGUGCCCACGGGUUCAGAAGGUGGAGCUCAGGUGUCUGCAACACGUGUCCCUGCACUUCAGGUCCAGCGAGGAGCAGGACGGUGUAUGCUGUGGGUUCACGGGCUGCGGCCUCAGCCAGGAGCAUGUGGAGCCACUGUGCUGGUUGCUGAACACGUGCAAAGACCUCAACCAGCUGGACCUCUCAGCAAACCUCCUUGGUGAUGAUGGGCUGAGGCGCCUCCUGGAAUGUCUACCUCAGGUGCCCAUCUCUGGUUCUCUUGAUCUGAGUCACAACAGCUUUUCUCAGGAAAGUGUCCUGUACCUGGUGGAGACUCUCUCUUCCUGCCCAUGUGCCCGGGAAGCUUCGGCCAACCUGGGCUCCGAGCAGAGCAUCUGGAUUCACUUCUCCCGGCAGGAGGAGGCUAGGAAGAUCCUGCGGCUGAGCGAGUGCAGCUUCCAGCCAGAGCAUGUGCCCAGACUGGCCGCCAGCCUGAGCCGGGCCCCCCAGGUGACGGAGCUCUCGCUGACCCGGUGCUGCCUGGGCCUGGAGCAGCUGACUGUCCUCCUGAGCCUGGUGAGGCGACCGGCAGGGCUCCUCAGCCUCAGGGUGGAGGAGCCAUGGGUGGGCAGAGCCAGUGUGCUCGCCCUGCUGGAAGUCAGUGCCCAGGCCUCAGGCAAUGUCACCCAAAUAAGCAUCUCCAAGGCCCAGCAGCAGCUCUGUGUCCAGCUGGAAUUUCCCCGUCAGGAGGAGAACUCAGAGGCCGUGACCCGCAGGCUGGCUCACUGUGACCUGGGGACCCACCACAGCCUUUUUGGGAGGCAGCUAAUGGAGACAUGUGCCAGGCUGCGGCGGCUCAGUUUGUGCCAGGUUAACCUCUGUGAUGCCAGCUCCCUGCUGCUGCAAAGCCUCCUGCUGUCCCUCCCUGAGCUGAAGGAGUUCCGGCUGACCUCCAGCCGUGUGAGCACCGAGGGCCUCACCCAUCUGGCACAUGGCCUGAGCCACUGCCACCACUUGGAGGAGCUGCACUUGUCUAACGAAUUCAGCGAGGAAGACACCAAGGUGCUGAUGGGGGCCCUUGAGGGGAAGCACAGGCUGCAGAGGCUCUACCUCAGUUUCCUUCCCCUGGGCACCUGGACCCUGGCCAUGCUCACUGGAGGACUAAGCCACGCCGCCCUCCUGCAGAGCCUCAGCCUGAGUUGGAAUGGCAUUGGUGAUGUCGGCUGCCGCCACCUUUCUGAGGCUCUCAGAUCUGCCACCAGCUUGGAGGAGCUAGGCUUGAGCCACAAUCAGAUUGGAGACACCGGGGCCCAGCACUUGGCUGCCAUCCUGCCAGGGCUGCCUGCACUCCGAAGGAUCGACCUCUCAGGGAACGGCAUCGGCCCAGCUGGGGGAGUGCAGUUGGCGAAGUCUAUCACCCUCUGCGGGCGUCUGGAGGAGCUGAUGCUUGGCCGCAAUGCCCUGGGAGAUACCACAGCCCUGGGGCUGGCCCGGGGGCUGCCUGGCCACCUGAGGAUCCUGCACUUGCCCUCCAACCGCCUGGGUCCAGAGGGGGCACUCAGCCUGGGGGAAGCCCUGGAUGGCUGUCCCCACGUGGAAGAUAUCAACUUGGCAGGAAACAGCCUAGCCAGAGGGGUCCCACUUUUCUCCAGAGGGCUCCCGCUGCUCAGGAAGAUGGACCUGAUUUCAUGUGAGAUUAACAACCAGACUGCCAAACCCCUCACUGCCAGCUUGAUGCUCUGCCCAGCCCUGGAGGAAAUCCUGCUGUCCUGGAAUCUCCUUGGUGAUGAGGCAGCGGCCGAACUGGCCCGGAUCCUGCCGCAGAUGGGCCGGCUGAAGAGAGUGGACCUGGAGAAGAAUCAGAUCACAGCUUGGGGAGCCUGGCUCCUGGCCGAAGGGCUGGCCCGGGGGCCUGGCAUCCAAGUCAUCCGCCUCUGGAACAACCCCAUCGCCCCCAACAUGGCCCAGAGUCUACAGAGCCAGGAGCCCAGGCUGGACUUUGCCUUCUUUGAAGACAGGCCCCAGGCCCCUCGGGGUAUCUGACGAUCCCUCAAGACCCUGGGAAUCCAGCCAAGUGAUGACAGCUCCCAUCCGCCAGGGCAGUGGGCUCAGUAAGGGAGCCUCCGGUGGGUGCCCCUGCCGCCUGCCUCAGGAGGGAGGGGCCCGUUGGUCCUGCUGCAGCCCUCUGGGAGGACUUUUUCCAAGACCAGGAGCCUGCUGUGGCCAAAGGAGUAUCCUGCAUCACAGCAGACAUGUGUGACCAGUUGGGAACACGUGGCACGAUGUGGAUGUCAUGAUGCGAUGCAAGACAUAGAAGGUCUAGAGGGUCACGUGAGGCAAAAGGACUUGAUGUGGUACUUGCAGUGUGGCACAGAACAUGUGGGACAUAUGUGGCCAAUGGCAUAGGUGCUGUUGCCAAAAGUGGCAGGAUGAACAUAAUUGGUGGUGCAUCCAUGACACACGACAAAUGUCCAUGUCAUAUGACAUGAGACUGGCCAGAUGCCCUCAGGCUGGUCCAAGAUCUAAUUUAUUACUUCUUUUGUUAAAGCCAAAUGUGUAUUUAUAGCUUGUACUUCCAAAGCAGCCGAACCAAGGAAAGUCCCCCUCCCAGGGCUGUGGAGGGUGGGGGGUCCAUGCACUGACCAGCCCAGCGGCCCGAGGGCCAGAGUUCUAGGUCAAGCUGAGGAUUCAGCCAGGAGGCCUCUGGAUGAGUCCCUUCCUGCCUCUAGCCUCAGUUUUCCCAUCUGUAAACUUGAUGCCCCUCUCCCUUUUUAAAUGCUGGCUUCCAAGGACAUAGGGCCCAGGUCCAAGCCAGCCUGACCUUGGGAGUGGAUAGGCCCAGUCUCUCCUGUGUAAGGUGUCCAAGGAGGUGGCACUGCAGGACAAACAGACAGGGCCACUGGGUCCAGCCAUUACCUCAGUGAGUUCCAGGUUAGCUCUCGGAGGCUUCACAUAUUACACAGUGUUCUUGUUACUUCCAAGAGGGACCAGGGGAGCUCUGCUGUACUCUAAGCCACGUUUGACCAAUAUAUGUGGACAGUCUCCCAGUCUCUGUGUCUGAUGUGUCCUGUCACCCCCAUUGAAGUUGGAAGUGGCUCACAGCUGCCCAGGCAACUAGAGAGCAGGGCCGACAAUGGUGAGGUGUGCUGAGAGGGGCCCCGGCCUGGGGGUCCGGAGACAUGGGUUCAAGUCCAGACUCUGUGACCAGAUGACCAUGGGCCGGUCCCAUCCUGUCUCUGGAGCUUACCUGCAACAGGAGGGUGUUACAGGUUCUCAGGAGUGUUUGAAACCUAGUAUUUAAACUUUUCCUGAAUCAACUGUCAGUAUUUAAAAUGGGAAACUUUUAUAUAAAAAUCCAGAUUUCGUGCUAGUCUAGCAUCAUUCCCACUUAACGGUCACCCACUGGAGCCGCCUGACUGAGCCCUUCAGAUGGGGUACACGUACCGCAGUUGCCACAGACCCCUCCUCUCCCUAUUGUCCUGUCCUCACCUACCCACCUCCCUCUUUUAGCUGGUUGCCUGGCCCUGGCGGGAGCCUGCAAACCCCUGGCCUAGAGGGUUUCCAUGGGCGUGGGGAAUGUUAGGAGCAGGGCUUUGGAAGUCAGAAGGGCAUGGGAGUGGCUCCCUGUCAUUGAGGGCAGGAACCAUUUCUGUAUGAUGGAUUGGAAACACACAUGCAGGACUGUCAGAGGGCUCAGUGGAGAAUCUGGUACAAAAUAGGUCCUCAUUACCUGCUAGUUCCCUUCCUCUUUUAGGGUUGAAUGUCAUAUAAGGUGGGGAGAUGUUUGAAACGACAGGAGAACAGCACCCUGCGUCCCUCACCUGCCUGUGGGCAGCGAAUUGGACAAGCUGAUCUUAGGGGAGCCUUACUCCAGAACUGCGCCCAUUGCCCACAGCUGGGCCGGCAGACUGCAGUUACCCAUAAGCACCACUGGAGGGCAGGCUGGCCCACUGGCGAUUCCUGCGAUAACUUCCUCCUCCCUGGGACUCAAAGGAAGUUAGGAGGUGAUGAUGCUCAGGGAUGUUCCCACCUGACCCAGGAGCCUGCUGGUGGCUCAGCCAGAAGGCUUAGCCCUGACCUUUGCCACCACCUCCCAUGUUGUCCCCGGCCCCCCCGCUAAGCGUGAGGAGAAAGUCCUCCAGCUGGAUGCCAAGCACCCACGCCCCACACAGGGCCACCCUUAUCGGGCCAGGGUCAGGGCACACUUGGCACCGAGUGAGGACAUCAGCCUGGGUACGGGGGAGGGACGGGCAAGCAGAGGAUCCAAGAAGUUGUCCCAGAAAUACUGAGCCCAGAAUUCUGUCUCCCCUUCCCAGGACAUGAUGACAAGGUGACCUUGGGCCCCUCGGUGCACCUUCCCACAAAGGUGGGGGGAGGAUGCCUCCUCUCCUUGCCCAAGACUGAGGGGUGAGCCCCUUAAAGCCUGACGGUGCCUCGGCUGAGGCAGUCAUGGCUGAGGAAGGAACGGCACCAACCGAAAGUGCCAAGCAGAGCCCAGAGCUCAGGGAAAAUGUUUUCACUCUUUACUCACAUAUGAUUUUUCCAUUCUCCCUUUUCCUGUCCAAGUUCUAAACUCCGAGACACUUGCGGCAGCUACUGUGAAAUAAACCGCUGCGGAGCUGGCUGGGCCCAUAUUAAGUUGGUGUGAAAUCACCUUGUCUAUUUUAUUUGAAAACUUCCUCUCCUGCCACCUGUCUGCUUGGAGGCCUUUACUAUUUUUCUUUCCAACACUAAUGGGUCCAGUUUCCCUGGUCCCUUCUCCCCAGAGUGAGCUCAGUCUAAAUAUAUACAUGAAAACAAAUAAAAUUCAAAGAGGAAUAAGGCUAUAGGCCAGUAAGUAGUGAAGUCAAAAAUGGUGGUCUUAAUUUCGGCACACGAGCCUUCUCACCAAGAAUCUGAUCAGGCUGGUAAAUACUCAUGUCUAUCUGCAAGGUUGCAAUAAGCUCAUCUGCUUGAUCACUUGGCCUCCAUCCUAUUCUCUUAGACUAAAUGCCCCCCUUUCUGGUGUGUUACGGAACCUCCCCUGCUGGCCCCACAUACCAGGCUUCGAGUCCUCCCAAACUGCCUCGUCUGUCCUAUCCCUAAACAGACACACCUGUCUGAAAUCCACUUCUCAAACUAUAAAAUUACAGUUACAGAUACCGCCAUGUGCUUUGAAUCACCUGGGGAUCUUCUUAAGCAGGUUCUGAUUCAGCGGGUCUGGAGUGGGGCCUGGGAUUCUGCAUUUCUAAGGAGCCCCCAAGUGAUGCCAAGGCUGCAGGUCUAUGGACCACAUUUGGCUUAGUGACACUGUGGGCCAGUGAGUGGUUUGCAUGAUGACUGCACAUUAGAACUGAGGCAGGCUAGAGCAGGGACCUGAGAGGGGAGAGAAGAUACCAUGAAGAAGUUCUUGAGCAAGGACAGUUAAUCAAGGUCAGGAGGGCCUGCCUACCCAGACACCCUGCCUGGGGCUACCAAAACACCCAGGGGCAGCCGACCCACCCAAAGGCACUAUCUACCACCAGGCGCCAAGCUGGAGAGAAGGGAGGGGAGGAGGAAGAGCCCAGAACAGGGAGAGGGGGAGAGGGGUAAGUAAAGCUAAGCAAUAAAAGCAAAUUGCCCCAAAUGUUGGGGGCCUCUCACCCCCUCCCUUUUCUUGCAAGAGUGCCCGCACGCCCUUCUGCAUGUGUACUUAAUAAACUUUCUACCUGCUUACUCCA
This is a messenger RNA of Choloepus didactylus (southern two-toed sloth), 11074 nucleotides long. RefSeq names its product NLR family CARD domain containing 5 (gene NLRC5). The transcript has 49 exons. The record is from RefSeq and is a predicted model, not a curated record. Bases 1809 to 7418 code for a protein of 1869 amino acids. Gene Ontology annotation, molecular function: protein binding. Lineage: Eukaryota; Metazoa; Chordata; Mammalia; Pilosa; Megalonychidae.